Molecule: messenger RNA, 765 nt
Organism: Corylus avellana
Lineage: Eukaryota; Viridiplantae; Streptophyta; Magnoliopsida; Fagales; Betulaceae
Product: autophagy-related protein 8f
Source: RefSeq, a predicted model, not a curated record
GGUACAUGCGUUCUCCAAGGGGCAAACUUUCAAUUAUCAUCAUCAUAAUCAACAACUCUUAUCUGCAAAGCAAAGAGCUCUGGAAAACUGUUUCCUGGUUUUUUCCAUUUUUCCUCUCUUAGUUCAAUCUCUACUAAAAUCAAGAAGAAUGAGUAAGCGCUCGUUCAAGCAAGAGCAUGACUUUGAAAAGAGGCGUGCCGAGGCUGCAAGAAUCAGGGAGAAAUACCCAGAUAGAAUUCCAGUGAUUGUGGAGAAAGCUGAGAGAAGUGAUAUUCCCAACAUUGACAAGAAAAAAUACCUUGUCCCAGCUGACCUCACGGUGGGUCAAUUCGUCUAUGUAAUUCGGAAGAGAAUUAAACUGAGUGCAGAAAAGGCGAUAUUCAUAUUUGUGGAUAAUGUCCUCCCACCAACAGGAGCCAUAAUGUCUACCAUUUAUGAUGAAAAGAAGGAUGAAGAUGGAUUUCUCUAUGUUACUUACAGUGGAGAAAACACAUUUGGAUAACAGAUUAUGAAGCCCAAGUCAUCUGUCAUUGGUUUCCAGCAUCGUACCAAAUGUAUGAACUUAUUUUACAUUUACAGUUGUGCUUUGUAUAUAACAUGUCAACAGACUUUAUGAUGCCUAUUCCAUUGAUGUGUAUAAUCUUUACCUUCCAAUUGCAUGCUUUCUUUAGAAGCAAGGCAUAUUUAAAGGCUUCUUUGGCAAGUGUUGGGUAAACUUGCUUGUGAACCUUACAGAAAUUAAACAUAGUGCACUAAUCUUUAGCC